Lycium barbarum (goji berry) is the source of this 1481-nucleotide messenger RNA. Its product is annotated as heavy metal-associated isoprenylated plant protein 41-like. The transcript is spliced from 4 exons. Gene Ontology annotation, molecular function: rRNA (uridine-N3-)-methyltransferase activity. The record is from RefSeq and is a predicted model, not a curated record. Bases 1 to 1149 code for a protein of 382 amino acids. NCBI's taxonomy places the organism in Eukaryota, Viridiplantae, Streptophyta, Magnoliopsida, Solanales, Solanaceae. Gene Ontology annotation, cellular component: cytoplasm. Gene Ontology annotation, biological process: rRNA base methylation.
AUGAAAGUCCAUCAUUCACAGUCCCAAACGUUGUUGGCUCUAGGAAGUAGACCAUACAAAUUCACUGCUGCUAGGAUGCUUCACAUGGCUUAUCUGGAAGCUAAUAACUUAGGAAUAAUACAACAUUACUCUUCAUAUCAUCAAAUACUAUUAGUUGGUGAAGGAGAUUUCUCUUUUUCUCUAUGUUUAGCUCACUCUUUUGGCAACGCUUCUAACAUUGUUGCUUCCUCUCUUCAAUCAUAUGAUGUUGUGAUCAAAAUGUACAAGAAUGCAGAAUCAAACUUAGAAAAGUUGAAAUCUUUGGGAGGAAGUAUCUUGCAUGGUGUGAAUGCAACUAAAAUGCAGCAUCAUCCUGAUCUAAGUAACCGGAAAUUCGAUCGGAUAAUUUUUAAUUUUCCUCAUGCAGGGUUUCAUGGCCGUGAGCAUAAUAAACAUCUUAUCCAAUGUUGCGUCUUGCGUGUCGGUGGUCAAAUUCAUGUUGCCCAUAAAACGACUCCUACAUACAACCGUUGGGAUCUUGUUAGACUUGGAAAAGAAAACUCCUUGAUUUGUAUUGAAUGUGCAGAAUUCAGGGCUGAAAAUUACCCUGGUUACAACAACAAAAAGGGAGAUGGUCCAAAAUGUGAUGAGCCUUUUCACCUGGGUGAGUGCCAGACCUUCAUGUUUAUACUCGACCUGUCUCGUAAGAAUGUGCCAAUGACAAAACAAAAGAAACGCAAUUUACAUGAGCCAUCUCAGAAACUUCAAAAAGUUCCCAAACACAAUUUAUAUGCACCACCUCAGAAAUUUCAAAAAGUUCCCAACUCCAUAAGUCCUCCUAUUUACUCCUUCCAGCAGCCACUAAGUUGGAUUGGCCGGAGAAAUUCUCCAACUUAUAUUAGUGACAAGAAUGGUUUUCUGAGUUAUGCGGGUUUACCUGCAACGCAUGACAAUAAAAGUGAAUGUGUUAGGGUCUUUAAGCCGUAUUUCAGUUAUAUUCAAGAAAAUUUUGGAAGAAGAGAGGAAAUUGGUGUUGAAGUUUCAGUUCGUCAAGCUCUGCAGCAUGUUUCUUUGAUGUACAGGGCUAAGAUCGAGAGGCCCCCGGGAGCUUACUUGAAACUUUUGAAAGAGCUUCAUUUUCUGAGCCUGUCCAGAAUUUCGAGGUUAUGACAGAAGCUUCAAGAUCCCGAUCGAAGACUGUGGUGAGCAACAUGGUACAAAAGUAUAAAUUAUGUGUCUAAAGCGAAGUAGUAGACAUGAAUAUGCAAGUAUCUGUUGUUGACUAACUAUUAUUCCCCAUGUCUGUCUCUUUGUUUUACUGAAAGAACUUAAUCGCAGACGAAUGUUUUGUAAAGUUAAGAUUGAAAUAUGUGUAACAAAGUUUAAAAUGCUCUUGAAAUUUGAUUAGGCAAUAUGCUGUGAUACUCUUUGUAGUUUGAUGUGUUCUGAUACAUUCUAAGUGGUGUUUCCAAGAAUAAAACUUGGCUUAAUUGGUAAGAGUC